AUGAGGGAUGAAAUAAUAAGGACGCUAGAAGAACCCCACAAAUAUCAUUACAAAGCAGAGUGGUUGAAUAAUAAUGAUCCUAACGAACGACAAUUACUUGAAAUAUUCGCCUUUGGAAACAUUAAGGAUCUGCCGGAAAGUAUAACCUUAACAUCUUUAAUGCGAUCGAAACUCGAAAAACUAACCUUAAUUACAUUAAGUGAAAUAUAUAAUGAAUUAGGUUAUGAGAUUGUUAGGCAAGAAUGCCAAAUUGAAGAUAACGGCAUUAUUGAAACCCAUUUAAUUCAGUUGCAAGACAUCUUCAAAGUAGAGAUGGAUUCCGUCCACAAAUCAAUAAAGUUUUUGAAGAGGUUUGAUUGCAGGGAUGUAUAUUGCAACGAACAAGAACUAACCGUGAUUGCCAACCCGCGAGUGACGAAAGAGUACCUAAUAAACAGCCUUCGGGACUGGGAAACAAAGCUUACACAAAACAUAAUGGAAUAG
Molecule: messenger RNA, 483 nt
Organism: Saccharomyces kudriavzevii IFO 1802
Lineage: Eukaryota; Fungi; Ascomycota; Saccharomycetes; Saccharomycetales; Saccharomycetaceae
Gene: CSN9
Product: Csn9p
Exons: 1
Coding region: 1-483 (160 amino acids)
Biological process (GO): protein deneddylation
Cellular component (GO): COP9 signalosome
Source: RefSeq, a predicted model, not a curated record